Molecule: messenger RNA, 1160 nt
Organism: Galdieria sulphuraria
Lineage: Eukaryota; Rhodophyta; Bangiophyceae; Galdieriales; Galdieriaceae
Product: glyoxylate reductase/hydroxypyruvate reductase
Exons: 8
Coding region: 19-1116 (365 amino acids)
Cellular component (GO): cytosol
Molecular function (GO): hydroxypyruvate reductase [NAD(P)H] activity; glyoxylate reductase (NADPH) activity; NAD binding
Source: RefSeq, a predicted model, not a curated record
UUUCUAUCGGACAAUUCAAUGAGGCAGUCCAAGUUGUUGUUUCAAUCGACCUGCAGUUUUUUGAACAAGCAGAAAAUAUUGAAGCAAACCAAAAAGAAUUAUUUUCUUCACCACUCAGCGUUUUACUGUCAAAAAACAGCCGACGGACCCAAGGUGCUGGUGACAAGAAAACUGAUAGAUCCUGCUCUACAGAAGAUCAGGGAGGCGUUUCCUACCGUGCAACUCGAUGUUUGGCCCGAGGAGCAAACUCCAAUACCGAGAACUGUUUUAUUGGAAAAGGUUUCUUCUGGACUGGACGGCCUCAUUUGUAUGCUUUCGGACAAAGUCGAUAGUGAAUUGCUAAAAUGCUGUCCUAAGAAUAAGCUGAGAGUGGUUUCUACUAUGAGUGUUGGGUUCAAUCAUAUUGAUUUAGAAACUUGUAAACGACAUAAAAUCAAGGUCGGCAAUACUCCCGACGUUUUGACGGAAACUACUGCAGAUUUGGUUUUGGGAUUGACACUAGCAACCUGUAGACGCUUUCGAGAGGCUAUCAGCUCUGUAGAGCAAGGUAAAUGGGGUAGUUGGUCACCUUAUUGGCUUUGUGGAGUGGAUGUGCAUCACUCAAAGGUUGGUAUUGUUGGCUUUGGACGCAUCGGUCAAGCAGUUGCCCGACGUUUUUUGGGCUUUGACUGUCAAAUUUUAUACAACAGCAGGACGGAAAAGGCUGCAGGAAAGAAAAUGGGUGCAUCUUUUGUAGACUUGGAUACUUUAUUACGAGAGAGUGACAUUGUCAUACCACAAUGUCUACUUUCUGAAGAGACAAGAAACAUGUUCCAUUUGGAGGCUUUUAAAAAAAUGAAACCUACGGCCAUAUUUAUCAAUGCCUCACGUGGUGAAGUUGUUGAUCAAGAGGCACUGUAUCAGGCUUUGAAGCAAGGGAUCAUCCGAGGUGCCGGUCUGGAUGUUUGUGUACCGGAACCACUUCCUCCUUCUCAUCCUCUUUUAUCUCUUCCGAAUUGUACAAUUUUGCCUCAUAUAGGAAGUGCUUCAACAAGUACCCGAGAGAAAAUGUCUUAUAUGUGUGUUGAAAAUUUGAUUGCUGGAUUAGAAAAUCAAUCGUUGCCUUAUGCUGUGUGAAAUCUCUCUCUGGCUCAGCAGCCAUUAAAUCCAUACCUCGAAAA